Molecule: messenger RNA, 1371 nt
Organism: Colletotrichum karsti
Lineage: Eukaryota; Fungi; Ascomycota; Sordariomycetes; Glomerellales; Glomerellaceae
Exons: 1
Coding region: 1-1371 (456 amino acids)
Source: RefSeq, a predicted model, not a curated record
AUGUCCGUUGAUCACGAGGACAUGAUUGGGUACGCACAAGAGCUCGACCUGACAAGAGCCUCCUAUUCCUCAUCUCGGCCUGCGAGCAUGGAACGGCAGACCAAGCUCGCCCAUCUGAAGCUCGUAUCAAAGUACUACGGCUACGCAAAUUUUUCGUAUCCUCGACCUGACGGCACCUUGACUCGCAACCCAUACAGACGAGCCGGACAAACAUACUCAUCAGAGGACCUUACCCAGGACUUCGACCAUAUACCCCGACCCCAGACUCCGACCCGUCGGGACCGGUCAUCGAUAGGCUCCCAAAACUCGGACGGAUCGUCGGCACCCAGCCUCAUUGACGACCGUACUGACUCGGAGGUAUCACUUGACGACGACUACCAGUACCACGCCACAGCCUCCCAGCUUUGGGACACUUUCUGGCCUGCUGAGGAGGACCCAAGUCGGCAGACCCCAGAGAAGUCCAAGACCCAGUAUCCCGCCUUGAUUCCGUCACCACACAUCCGACGGGCGAAAAAGACGGGCUGCAUCGACUACGGCGAUAACCCAUUACCACCCCGACCCGUCGAGUACAAUAUCAAAGUCAACAACCCAACACCUCCACCCAAGAACGAUCCUAUGACUGUGUCCCAGCCACACGGAGGUAUGCGAGACUCACACGUCCUUCUAGACCGUGAGAUACCCUCGUCGCCUCCAGAGCCUCGCCGCACCAUCCGCGCCGUACGCUCGUCGUAUAGCCUCUUCCCACGAACCCAACCACAGGCACCUAACUACCCACCACCGCCACCUCCACGCGCGCCAUUCCUUAAGCCAACACCAAGCCUCUCCAACCUUCGGAGAGGCACACGACCACCGCCAAUCCACCUACACUCCCUCCCAGCAGAAGCCGCAGCACCAAUGCAAUCGCCAGCAACCGCCUCUCUCUGUUCUCCUCUCUACUCACCACUCUAUUCCCCUGUCCCCUCUUACGAAAGACCUCACACCUCCCACGGGACCUACUACCCCUCCACGACAGACCUCACCCACCCCCGCUCCGCACCCUUACCCCCUCAAACCCCGGUCACAAACACCACUCCGGUGCCGAAGUCUUUCUUCGACUUCGACUCCGACUCCGACUCGGAUGACCCGGAGCCGGAGCACACCAUCUCCCGCCUCGUCAAGACGCUCCACAAGCGCACGGCCAGCGAGGUAAGGCGGAGCACCAAAGGCGCUGCUUUUGCCGACGCCCAGCUGCGCCGCGCGCGUGCGGACAGCCAGACUGACACCGUCCCGGACAGUCCCGUCUUUUUCGAGCGGCAGGAGAGGCAGGAGAGGCAGAAGAGGGGCGGCGCCGUGUUCGGACGCAUGUUCCGGGGGAGGUCCUACAACAGCUAG